UAAUCCCAGCUGAGUAGAACUGAUCCUUCUGACCAAGUUUCUUUCAUUUUUAUCCAUCCCAGGAGCGACGUGACGAACAUCAUAGCUCUCCGCUCUCGGCAGGACCGUCUUCCUGCCGCAGCAGGAAGAAGACCAUCUACAAAAGUGUCCUUCUCUCCUUUGCGCUAGUAGUAACGAUGAUGCUGUUGCAAAAGGGCAACAUUCCCAACCAGUUCUUUCAGAGCCAGCCUCAGAAAUCUGUUUCCUCCCAAGAGGAAACCAUCAAAACUCAGAAGAGGGGUGAGGUGAUGUCCCUCACCAACAAUUUCUGGAAAAAGGCGGUGGACGUCCCUCCGCCCGCCGUCAAAGCCACCGAGAAGGUGGUGACAUCCUGGGACGUCGCGGCCACCAACUGCACGGCCAACCUCAACUUCACCAGGGAGGAUUGGUUCAAAAGCCUGGAGCCCCAUUUCCAGCAGUUUCUCUUCUACCGUCACUGUCGCUACUUCCCCAUCCUCAUCAACCACCCGGAGAAGUGCAGCAGCGAGAUUGACCUGCUCGUGGUGGUGAAGUCUGUCAUAACGCAGCACGAUCGCCGGGAAGCUAUCCGUCGGACGUGGGGUCAAGAGCGAGUGCUGGAUGGGAAAAAAAUCAAGACCCUCUUCCUCCUGGGCGUGGCCUCCAAAGAAGAAGAGCGUCCCAACUACCAGAAGCUUUUGGAGUACGAGGAUCGGAUCUACGGCGACAUCCUGCAGUGGGACUUCCUGGAUACCUUUUUCAACCUCACCUUGAAGGAAGUUCAUUUCCUCAAGUGGUUCAACAUCUACUGCCACCACGUCCGGUACAUCUUCAAGGGGGACGACGAUGUCUUCGUGAGUCCCGAGAACAUCUUGGAGUUCCUCAAGGAUCAGAAAGGAGGGGACCUCUUUGUGGGCGAUGUCCUAGUCAAGGCGAAGCCCAUUCGCAAGAAGGAGAACAAGUACUACAUCCCUGACUCUUUGUACAGCAAGACAUACUACCCGCCCUACGCGGGCGGAGGGGGCUUCGUGAUGGACGGCCCCUUGGCCAAGCGUCUCCACAAAGCCUCCGAAAACCGGGAGCUGUACCCCAUCGACGACGUCUACCUGGGGAUGUGUCUCGAGGACCUCAAGGUGGCCCCCGUGGCUCACACUGGCUUCAAAACCUUCGGCCUGGUGAAGAACAAGAACAGCAAAAUGAACCGGGAACCGUGUUUCUACAAAAGCAUGUUGGUGGUCCAUAAACUUCAGCCGCCUGACCUGCUCAACAUGUGGGAUUUGGUUCAUAAACAUUUGUCCUGCUCCCAGAAAGCCAACAUCCUUUAGCGCCUCCAAUUUUGGUCAAGGAAGAAGAUCGUCAGAGACCCCAAAGAUCCUGGGGGGGGGGGAAUUAUCCGAUUUUUUUCUCCCUUCUUCUAAUGAAGUUGAAAGCAGGGCGACAUUGACCAAUGGGAGAGGAGGAGGGAAGGGGUUUGUUGAAACAAUUGGAAAAUAGCAGUCUUUUUUUUCGCGGGGGUGCCAUAUAUUAUUUGUUCCCCUGUGGGGCUUUUGAAGGAUACGAAAAAAAAAAAAACUUGAAUUGAUGGGGAAUCGGCCAGAUGAAGGAUGUUUUACCCCACGUUGGACAGUGGAGUAGCUUACACCUUCCUUUAAUGGCGCUCUUUUUUUGUGAUGUGCUUGACAGCUGGAGGCUGGUCCUAAAGCUAAGACAUUUACUUCUAGCUUUGUGAGGGUGUGUGUGUGUUUGUGCGUAUGUGUGAGGGUGUGAAGAUAAUGGGUGCAUUUUCAAAGCUGAAUUUAAAAAAAAAAAAUCUGUUUAGGAGAAGAAAAAAAAAGAGAUCAAUAAGAUCCCGACGUGUGUUAUGGAGUCAUCCCCGGAUAGUGUGUUGUGUAGAUUUGCUUCUUUGAGUAGAGAAGAUUUUUUUGGGGGGGGGGGAGUAUCCACCCUACCAGCUUAUACCCCCCACUCCACUUAGCAGAGCAACUGUCACUCAAAUCUCUGCAAACUUAAAACUACCUAAUUGCAAUCUAUGCAAUUAGUGGUCCUCAACUUUCCCGGCUUUGUGGAUCAGUGGCAGCGGGAGGGGGUGAGAGAGGUGGUUCCACGUGUGCAGCUCCAUUUGCGCAAGCGGCAAGUGUGCGUACACAUGUCACUCGCACAAACUGGGCGGUGCGAGCACAACCGUCCGCCGCUCAUACAAAGGGAGCUGUGCGAGCACAAGAACGCUUGUCCGCUGCUUGCACAGCACAGGUCUAUACAGGUCACAGCCCAGUACCUGGCUGUGGCCCAGGGAUUGGGACCCCUAGUCCAGGGGUAGGCAACCUUGGCCCUUUUAUGACUUGUGGACUUCAACUCCCAGAAUUCCUCAGCCAGCGUGCCUGGCUGAGGAAUUCUGGGAGUUGGAAGUCCACAAGCAGGGGUCUUCAA
Molecule: messenger RNA, 2424 nt
Organism: Crotalus tigris (Tiger rattlesnake)
Lineage: Eukaryota; Metazoa; Chordata; Lepidosauria; Squamata; Viperidae
Product: UDP-GlcNAc:betaGal beta-1,3-N-acetylglucosaminyltransferase 7-like
Exons: 2
Coding region: 177-1322 (381 amino acids)
Cellular component (GO): membrane
Molecular function (GO): hexosyltransferase activity
Source: RefSeq, a predicted model, not a curated record